Rotaria socialis is the source of this 312-nucleotide messenger RNA. NCBI's taxonomy places the organism in Eukaryota, Metazoa, Rotifera, Eurotatoria, Philodinida, Philodinidae. The record is from the annotation of a GenBank genome assembly.
AUGCUUGAAAUGAUGGAUAGUAUAUUGAAGCCUUUUGCACAAGCAACCAAUCUUAUCAGCGGUAGUCAAUAUCCUACAAUUGGUCUUGAUGGCUAUGACAUGAAUUUGUUUAUCCGUUUAAAACCGUUAUUAUUACAACAGAUCGACAAAUAUUUCAUUGGAAAAGAUGAGCCAUGGGAUAUUAUGAAAAAUUAUGCUUACCUUGAUCCUCUUGGUUAUGGGUGUUUAUCAAGGCGAGAAAGACGAGCAGUUGAAGUUAAUAUUAUAGAUAUGCAGCAACCACAUGCUUGUCAAGAAAUUGACGAAGAAUAA